AAAUGCGAAAUAAAAAAUGAGUUAAAGAUGCCGACUGAGUGCGAGAGUAACUUAAAACACAAAAAAAAUAUCUUUACAAUGAUUAAAACGAGUAUUUAGCACAAUGGGCAAAGUAUAUGAGUACAAAAUAUUUCAGAAAUUUCAUAGCAAAGUGUUUAUUAUUUAUCGCACGGAGUAUGAGGAAAUAUCAUUCACAUUUAACGUAAUAUUAAAGCAAGUAACCGCUGUUUUGCGCCAAUUUAGUCGUUAUAAUAUAUCCCCUAAUACCGGCAUUGCAUUACGAUUAGAAGGACAUUCACCUUACAGUAUUAUUCUUAUCCUGAGGUGAAAUAUUGUUUGGAAAUUAAAAAAAAAUUAAUUGUGUUCAACAUUUUUGACAUUAUUUACUGCAGCAUUCUCAACCAUAAUUGUUACUUCAUUCCUCUGCAUUCUACAAAUUCAUACCCAAAUUUCGAAGGUGUUUUAAAUGAACAUGGUGCAAAAUAUCUAAUAACAGACCUCAAAUAUGAUGAAAAUAGAUAUUGCAAAGAAAUUGGCCUUUUGAAGGUUCUGGACAAAAAAAAUGUACUUCCAUGAAAACACAGGCUUGGAUAGAAAAUUAUAUAAUGAGGGUUAUGAUCUUUGCUAUAGUAUUUCAACAUCAGGAAGUACAGGUCUUCCGAAAAUCGUACAAGUACCUUAUUCUCGUGUGGAACCAAAUAUUUUAGUAUUAUGUUCAUUGUUAAAAUUAUCGGAAAAGGACGUAAUAUAAUUGUGUGCACCAUCCACUUUUGAUCCUUUUGUAGUAGAUUUAUUUUUGGCACUAAAUUCCGGAGCGACUUUGUUGAUUUGUCCUGCUAACUUGAGAUUGAAUCCCAAAAAAAUGCUUAGUAUUCUUUGGCCUCGUGGCCAACGGGGUUUAAAAGGAACAACUAUUUUGCAGGCAACUCCUUCAUUUUUCCGACUAUUCGGAGAAGUUCUUAUUAGAGAAGUCAUAUUACAUGAAAACAAUUCAUUGCGAUGUUUAAUUUUAGGUGGAGAAAAUUUUCCCAGCAGAAAGGAAUGGAAUUCUUGGUUGCCAAAUGUACCUGUAAAAACGCGUAUUUUUAACAUUUACGGUACAACGGAAGUGUCUUGCUGGUCCACAAUACAUGAGUGCGAUUUCAAUGACCAAUGGGAAAGAG
Messenger RNA from Zeugodacus cucurbitae (melon fly), 1163 nucleotides. RefSeq names its product beta-alanine-activating enzyme-like. NCBI's taxonomy places the organism in Eukaryota, Metazoa, Arthropoda, Insecta, Diptera, Tephritidae. The transcript has 2 exons. The record is from RefSeq and is a predicted model, not a curated record. Bases 563 to 751 code for a protein of 62 amino acids.